AUGACCGAAUCCUCGAAGCGCAGCUCCACGCUGCGUGUCAUCACUGCGCCGGCCAGGGCUGUGUCUAACGCCUCGUGGCUCUAUCCUUUCAAGGGCAUCUAUUACUUCUGCGCCCAUCCGUUCCUGUGGCCGCUCCUUCGCGCCCGGCUCCUCCCAAGCGCUCUCCUGUCACUCUUCGUUCUCACCAACCUUUUCCUAUGGACAUAUCUCCCCCAGGUCGCUCUCCUAGCAGUCUUCCACGGCCAUCUGGCAUGGCUGAAUGCCACGUUCCUCGUUCUGGGUGAGGGGGCCGCCAUCGUGUCCCUUCUCUUCGAAGCCUUCUUCGUCGACGAAACCCUCGUCGACGUCUUCGACGCCGUCCUCAUCAAACAAGGCUACACGGACCUGAUCGCGUCUUCUCGCGUCCUCGACCCCGAUGGCUCAGACCCUGUCAAGCAGCUCGGCAAACCCACGACGUCCGCUAUCUACUCGCCCUUCUCCUUCCGGCAGAUCGCCGAAUUCAUCAUCUUCCUACCUCUCAAUUUGAUCCCGGUGGCGGGGACGCCCAUGUUCCUGAUCAUGACUGGGUAUCGCGCGGGGCCGCUGCAACACUGGAGGUACUUCAAGUUGCUGGAUUUCACAAAGAAAGAGAAAGACGCAUUCAUCAGGAAGAGACGGCUGCGGUACACGUGGUUCGGGACUAUGGCAUUGCUGCUACAGCUGGUGCCUGUAUUGAGUAUGCUGUUUCUCCUCACGACAGCUGCAGGGUCUGCAUUGUGGGUCGCAAAGCUCGAACGGAAGAGACGAGCUUUGGAGGUAAUACCAGAAGAUGAAAGAAGCGAGCGAUAUGCGGAUAAUGAGCCUUGA
Molecule: messenger RNA, 846 nt
Organism: Letharia columbiana
Lineage: Eukaryota; Fungi; Ascomycota; Lecanoromycetes; Lecanorales; Parmeliaceae
Exons: 3
Coding region: 1-846 (281 amino acids)
Cellular component (GO): prospore membrane; lipid droplet; ascospore wall
Source: RefSeq, a predicted model, not a curated record